Molecule: messenger RNA, 840 nt
Organism: Vicia faba (fava bean)
Lineage: Eukaryota; Viridiplantae; Streptophyta; Magnoliopsida; Fabales; Fabaceae
Source: the annotation of a GenBank genome assembly
AUGGGAAACGCUAAUGGCAGAGAAGACGGAGCCAUUUCCGACGGUGUUGAUCUUGCCGGCCGUGAACCUCACGCGCCUGAUUCUCGUCCUCCCGUUCGCGCUUUUUCUUCCGAUUCAAUGGCGAAUAGUCCGCCGCAGAGUCCUCGCCGGUCCAGAUCGCCGAUCCUCUUCGGUCCUCAGGUUCCUCUAGCUCCAUUACAAAGAGGUAACGGCCCUCCUUUUCUCAAUCAAAUGUGGCAGAAUGAUCCUCAUGGUAUUGUUCAUCAACCUCCUGAGCAAGGAAUCCCUGUUAUGAUCACUUGGAACUAUGGAGGUAACAGUGUGGCUGUGGAGGGAUCUUGGGAUAACUGGACAUCCAGGAAGGCAAUGCAGCGAGGUGGCAAGGAUCACUCGAUUCUUAUAGUCCUUCCAUCAGGUAUAUAUCAUUACAGGUUCAUUGUCGAUGGUGAACAGAGAUAUAUUCCAGAUCUUCCUUAUGUAGCUGAUGAGAUGGGGAAUGUCUGCAAUCUUCUUGAUGUUAACGAUUAUGUGCCAGAAAAUCCUGAAGGUGUCACUGAGUUUGAGGCGCCACUCUCCCCAGAAUCUAGUUAUGGUCAAGCAUAUCCAGCUGAGGAAGAUUUUGCAAAAGAGCCAUUGGCUGUUCCCUCGCAGUUACAUCUUACAGUCCUAGGUAUGGAGAAUGCUGAUUCUGGGCCCCCUUCAAAGCCUCAACAUGUUGUGCUAAAUCACGUCUUCAUAGAGAAAAACAUGGCCUCAAAGUCCGUUGUUGCCCUGGGAUUGACUCACAGGUUCCAGUCUAAAUAUGUGACAGUUGUCCUUUACAAACCUCUCAAGAGAUAA